UUGCUGUGAUGGAGCUUCUCACAUAACAUUAUGAUGCUGAAUAUCAACUGUUGAUGUCCUUUGGACGAAUAAGUAUGGGGAAACAUGAUCCAGUUCUAACAAUGGACAGAAAAGAUUUAGCAAUGGCAGCCAUUAUGCAGUGUCUCCAACAAUUUCUGGUAUCGCCGUAUUAAUUGGUUGUGAGAAUGGCAAGUGGACAAAGUCCAAAAUCUGCCACCCUUCCUCCCAGAACUCAGCCCCCAAAGUCUGGUAACCAUAGAAACAAAUUGUCUUCUCCAUCUUUCAAUAGAAGUUUAUUUGGACGGCUUGUGCAGAAGUUACGAUUCCGUAACCGUGAUAAUGAUACUGAGCACCCAGACUCACAGAAUGUUGAGGGGUUGUAUUUUAAGCGGAAAAUGUCCCCUGAGCACAAGGACACCCCCAGUCAGGGUCCGUUUGCUAGAGUAGAUGUGAGGAGGAGCCAGUCUGACAGAAGCUACCAGAAACCUGUAGAAAUGCGGAAGAAAAAUGGGGCAUUCCCAAAACUCAGGCGUUCAAGGCAUUCUAAAGAUGUAGCAGAAGUCUUGUCUCCCCCAGACAAGAAACCCUUAGCAUCAGAUAUAGAAGUGACUAAUGAUUUCAUUAUAUCUGAUGAGGCAGGGGUGGACUUAGAUGAGGGAAAUAAAAUAGAACCAAUAUCUCCAGAAGACAUGGAUCCAGGGUAUGAAACUCUGGACGAGGUACGAGAGAAAAUGAAGAAUUUAAAACUGAAGAAGUUGAAGGAGGAGGAGGCAGAGAUUCUUGCUCCCACUCAAGUACAGCACCACCGACGUUCACAGUCCACAGGGGGUCAGGAGGAGGUACACUGGAGGGAGAGUAAUGAAUUCAAAAUUAAUCCCAGGGAAAAACUAGGCAAGAAUUCCAGUCACACAGAUGUGAAUAGGCCAAGCAGUCAAAAUUUUGAUAUGAAGAAUCGUCUUCUGCCGAGCUUUACUUCCAACCUUUUAUCUGUGCGUUCAGGAAGUUGUCCUCUCCAAAAUGAAAACUCUCUACAGACAGGGAUAAAAAGUUCUCAAAACAAGUCAGAGAAUUGUAUUUCUCAAGGAGGAGUCAUCUGGAAAGAAACUGAAGAUGUGUAUGCUAACCCUUCCAUUGUCCACAACAAAACAAAAAAUGUGGAAAACCCCUUCAAGGAACCACUGAGGUCUGGUAGUGUUGUAAACAGGGAAGAAAGUGUAGAUAGAGAACCACCUCCCUUGCCAGAAAGACAGUAUAGUGUUCAGAAUCUUGAGGACAUAAACACUGAAGAACCUCCAAGUAAUGAGGACCCUGUUUCUUCUGAAUGUCCUCGUACUGAGGACAGCAUACCUCCGGAGGCAGACACAGAACAAGUACCUCAGGAAGUGAGACUCGAUCCUCUGGAUGAGGAUGAUGAGACAAAUGGGUAUUCAACUUGUGGUUCCUCACUAGUUCUUUUACAGAGGAGGGAGAGGAUUUAUGAGGAGAUCAAAGAUCAGGACAUUAAAACUUCACAGUGUUCUUGUGAAGAGGACAAAAUGUGUUCAGUGCCAUAUCAAUCUUACAUAAAGAAAGAGAGACCUUAUGAAGAGGUUAAAGAUCUGCAGAUAGAUAGUGGAUUUCAUAAUUCUUCUUCUGGAUCUGACUUGUUUGCUCAAGUUAUGCAUCAUUUUGACUCUUUAUCAGAGAAUGUGUCAUCAGCAGGUCCUUGUGAAAUUUCUACGGAAGACUUAGACAUGGAUUGUGGUAAUGUUGGUGAGAAAAUGAAUAUUCCAAAUGGGAGCUGUAAUACAAACAGUGCUAGGACAGACAGUGCUAUAACUGACUUAAGCAUAUCCUCAGACCACUUAGUCUCAAAUCUUACAUCUUUUACAUCAUCUGCAGAGCAGGCAGACUCUGUUAAAUGGAAAUCAGAGAAACAAAAAAUAAAGGACAAAUCGGAUCUGGUUUGCAGCCAGUCUCAGUCAAAUUCCACAGUGUUAGAGUCAUAUGAAACUGAAAAUCUAUGUGCUAAGCCAUUAAACGAUGAUUUAACUAACCACCAGUUUUCCUUUGAAAAUCAAUCCCCUAUGGCAACAUCAUAUGAGGAUGAUGCAGACCUUGUGUUGGAAAGUUUAGAAAGUCAAACCAUUCCCUCUGGCGUGUCCUCCAUUGAGAAUUUACUGGAUUAUGAAAGAAACAUGGAGGACAGCACUGCAAAACUGAAGGAUUCAGAGAGUUGUUUUCAGAUGGGUAGUUCACAUGUGAAUAACUGGGAGGAGAUACCAUACGCUGAUGCUAAUAAUCUGAAACUUACAGACAUACCUCGGACGAUGCUAGAUGAUGGCACUCACUCUGAUUGUAAUGACUCUAAUCGAGAAAGUUUAACUGGGAGUUUGAUCAUAACAGAAGCAGAUUUGGCUUGUGAUCAAAAUAGUGCUAAACAGACAGAGACAACUGAUCAGUCAGAUGUAAAAACUAGUGCUGAAGUAGUUAUAGUAGAUAAGCCAGAAUUACCUACAGUAAUAAGUGCAAUGGGAGGUGAUCCAGAGGAGGGCAUGCAGGAUAUUCCGGACGAAGAGACAGAAGUGAAAAGGAGGUCCAAAGGACUCCCAUUUAAAACCAUUCCUUCAUUUUAUUACGACGAAGAGCCUGUUCACAUGAGUCUUGCAGAAUUAGGUAUGAAAGAACACUAUAGCAAGCACAGUAGAGAGAGAGAAAAACAGAAGAAGAAGCAGAAAGAAGGAAAGUCUUCUAGUACCAGACAAAAGAGUGCAGAAAGUUCAUCUCAGGUCAAGGUCAGUGGCUCAUCUAGGGUCAAAGUUAGAGACAGCAGUCUCAGACAAACACCUGUUCACAAAAACCCAGCAGCCAGAAGGACUUAUCCUAUGGGAAUGGCAAAAUCUCUUGAAACUGAAAAGGUGCACAAGGACCCAAUUGAGACCAAGUUGAGUAGAUCUGCAACAUCAGGUGAAAAACCAUUAAGAGAUGCCAAGGCCAAGUCCAGCGUUGUGGAACCUAUCACACUGCCCGAGAUACCUGCAUUCAACCAGAACUCUGAUAUUAGAUGCAGACAAGAUUUUUUUGAGAGCAUGAAACAGCUAAAAGAUUGUGGUUGGUACUGGGGGCCGCUGAGUUGGGACGAGGCAGAAAUCAAACUUAUGAGUAAACCAGAUGGCUCUUUUCUGGUUAGGGACAGCUCAGAUGAGAGAUACAUCCUAAGUCUGUCAUUCAACAUGAAUGGUCAUGUCCACCAUACUAGGAUAGAGCAUCAUAAAGGUAAAUUCAGCUUUUGGUCACAGCCUGAUUCAUUAGGAAAAUCAACCAUUAAAGAUUUUAUUGAACAGUGUGUUAGAAAUUCCCGCAAUGGACAGUUUCUAUAUUUCAUUCGACCUUCUGGUCCUGGGGCGCCACCUAUGCCAGUUCAUCUCCUUCACCCCGUAUCUCGAUUCCGACAGAUGCAGUCACUGCAGCACAUGUGUCGUUUCCAAAUCCUACAGAUUGUACGACGAGACCACAUUGAUCGACUGCCCAUUCCCACACGUAUUAAGGACUACCUCCGAGAAUCCCAAUAUUACGUAGAAUACUUAGAGGAUUGAGGGGGAAAUUUUUUCUACAAAUUUAUUUGUGAUUAAAUCAACCAAAUUAAUUGUGAUUCAUCAACCAAAUUAUUUUUUUUGUGUUUUCUGUCUGUGAUGUGAUAGUGAUGUUUUGUGCUUUUGAUUUACAAAAUCAUGUGACAAUUUUAUAUUUACUUUUGAAUAUCUUUUAUGUUCACUUUCAAAAACAUUUUUAAUUGAGCUUAUAACAAUUUUUAAAAGCAGGAUUGAUAGUUUUUUGUUUGUAGUAUUGAUAUGGGCGUCAAACUUUUAAUUGCUUCAUGGUAACUUUUACAACCAUAGCACAUAUACAUGUACAUGUAUGUUAUUAUGCAGAGCAAUAUUGUGCAGUGUAACCCGUUUUGUUUUUUCUGAAGCAGUACCAUAAAUUCAGAUGUCUGUAAUCUGUAUUGUAUGUACCUUUUGUGAACUACCUCAGUUCAGGCACGGAUCCAGGAUUUUGAUGUUAGAAGUAGUGCUAUUAGAUGGCGAUGGGACUAGGUACUACCAGGGUCCUCAAUGGAUCAAGGGCAGUGUUGGGUGAGGGUCCUGGGGGUAAGGCCCUUGUAAGCUCCCUAGAAUGAGCAAUUAGAGAAUAUUUUUGACACAUGAAAGACUGUAAUUUUACCUUUAUUACAUAGAUGUAUGACAGGGAAAAAUAUAUCUGAAAUUUUGGCUUUUUGUUUUUAGUUCAGGUGCUUGCCGGGAGCACCUCUGCCAGAAUCCACGCCUGCAGUUACUCAUAAUACAAUUUUCAACCAAAUUUCCACUCAGUAUGCAAUCACAAUUCACUUCUGGCACUCAGUGCUGAUAUUAUUAAAAUGGUUUUUUUUUUAUAUAACAAAACACAGAUUUUCAGGUGACUUACUAGUAGUAUUUUAUAAGGGACUCUGAUUUUUUUUAAAAUAUGAAAAGAAGGUAUGCUUAAUGAUUUGAGGUAGAUUACCUUUAAUUUAAGUAUUUUAAUGAAAUAAAAUCAAGCGCUUGUAAGUAGCUUCAGAUUAAUUUUUACCUGAUAGACCAUAUUUUCCAUAUAGAAUCAUUAAUCAAAAAUAAUUUCAUCUAAAAUGUAAAAUCUGUUAAAAAAAAAAAUCAUGUUACAUUUGCUUUAGAGCACACAGCUGCUAAAUGAAAAAAAAUAUUUUUCAUGUUUAGAUGUUGUUUGGUGCUACGAUGGAAAGGAAUAAUAUUUGCUGAUAACUUUGUCUCAAUAUUUUAUAUUUUUGAGUUGCAUUUCAUUGUAUUUCGUUCAGAUGAAAAAAAAACCCCAUAAAGUCUCACAUUUGUACUAUUGUUUUUUUCUUAGGAGAUGUAGUCAUAAUUCUGAAUUAAAGGGAUUAAUUCUCAUACAUUAUUGUCAAAAGAAAAUUAAUAAAUGCUGUACAAUGUACUAAUACAUAUAUACAUGUAUAUUAAGUGACACGAUUUUUAAUAAUAUAGCUGGUAAUAAACAUGUAUACUGGGGUUUGUAUGAUAUUAAUAUUAAAUUCCAUUAUGAGAUAAUUAUUAGGUUAAUCACAUAAAAUAAUUCAUUAGUUACGUUGCAUAGUAUCAAUUGCUUCUUUUUUUUUUUAUCUGAUAUUUUGAUCAGUACACAUGUAUUGAAAUUAAAGCAAACUUUCAUUUUGAGAAAUUUAUUAGAAGGAUUUUUUUUUUAAAAUUACAAAUGUACAUGUAUGAUUUGCUGGAUCAGUUUUUAAGAUCACUAGUUAGGAAAGCUCUUUUGUCAACCUAUACUCAUGUUAUUCAUGAAAGGUAUUUUGUGAAACCAGAUGUAAAAAGAAUAGAUGUAAAAUAUUUGAAAAAUCUAAUAUUUAGUUAAAUUUAACUUAGGAUCUUUUUAUCAUUUGAAAGGCAGCAUUCCAAUAUUCAUUUUAAAGUUUUGAAUUUCUUUUCAGUCAGCUGCUUGAAAGAUUUAAGUAACUUUAUUUUUGUGUCACUUUGAUUUAAAUAUAAAAUUCCACAGAAAAUGCAGAACUGCAGAUAUUAACUAAAAUAAAAGAUGUUGCUUUUACAUUCAGACUUUUAAGUGUGUUGGGGGGAAAAAAUCAAUGCAUUCUCUCUAUAUAAAGGGAUAGGCUGGACUGACAGCUUCAAGUUGCAUUUUAAGUUUUUCAAAUUGAAGUUUUUGAUGUUAUAUUUAUGAAAGGUGCAUACCUGUUAUAUUUGUGCUGCAUGGUUUUUUUGUACCAAAUUUUGUUGUUGUACCUGUGAACCUGUUGUUGAUUUCCGUCUUGACAUUGGAAUUAGAUUCCUUUUAAUUGUUUAUCCUGUCAUGUCAUGUCUAAAAAAUAAAUACAUGUCAAUGUAUUAAGGACCCUACAAA
Messenger RNA from Saccostrea echinata, 5901 nucleotides. RefSeq lists its product as uncharacterized. Gene Ontology annotation, molecular function: 1-phosphatidylinositol-3-kinase regulator activity. Gene Ontology annotation, cellular component: phosphatidylinositol 3-kinase complex. The record is from RefSeq and is a predicted model, not a curated record. Gene Ontology annotation, biological process: phosphatidylinositol phosphate biosynthetic process; intracellular signal transduction. The transcript has 7 exons. NCBI's taxonomy places the organism in Eukaryota, Metazoa, Mollusca, Bivalvia, Ostreida, Ostreidae. The coding region runs from base 186 to 3575 and encodes 1129 amino acids.